GUUACAGUUACUGACAUGAUCUCCCUUCGACUUUGAGAAUACCAGAGAAAUGAAAAGAUGAUGUUGCUGUUCAGUCGAUAAUCAAAAGCAGUUCCACUUACCUUUUUUGAAGUGCACGAAAUUCCGAAAAAUUAUUGGCAAAGACCUACACGUCUUGACUAAUUGACUUUUUGCUGCCAUGCACUCUCACAACCUAACGAGGAAAAAAAUGAAUGCACAACUAAACUAACAGUUUGUCUGUUUAACAAAUUUGCACAACCACAACGGGAGCAGUCAAAUGGAAAUGAAUCUAAUUCCUAUGUUUGUAAAAAUGUAGUCACCUCUUCCUCUUGAGCGUGUCACAAGACCAAGAUUUGGGAUGUUCGGGAACUUCAUCUUUUUUUCGCCAUAUAGACAUUGAAACGCAAAGGAAGUUGAUCCUGUCGUGUACGACCUUCAUCUUCGGUCAAAAAAUAAAAGUUGAUCCUGUUCCUUACAGAAUCGAAAUCUUUGCCGAAAUUUCUGCACGAGACAAUCGAUCUUCUGAAAAAUUGAAAACGUAAAGAAAGUCGAUUGAGUUCUGAACACAUUUGCAAUUUUCCGAUUAUGAGGCCUUCUAUGCCGCUUUGCCAGCGCGUCGGUCGAAGAUUACCUGACGAAAAAUGCUAUCUUGAUUCACGAGCUUUUCUUGAGUUUGAUGUCCUAUACCUUCUGACAUUGUAACCAGGACGCAUGUUGCCUUCUUUUUCAUGAAGCUGCGUUGGUUUUGUCAAUCAUUCUUGAGUAGCAGCUCCAAGCUCUGAUGUAAAAACUUCUAGUUCUACCCAAUCGAAGAAGACGCGCAUUAUUUUAUUUGAAUUAUAUCUGCAUAAAGGCUUUUUUCGUUUCCCACUUGUUUCCCUAUCCCUGUACCCGUGUGAUAUUACUUACUUGCCCCGCUACUUCCUCUAUACCCUGUUCGCCUCUUGUCAACCACCCGACACGACAUCGAUUGAGAAUCAAAAUGGGCGCGUGUGUCUGCUACGACCCGAUCUAUGAUCCCUACUACGAUCCCUACUACGACCCUUACUACGGCCCGCCACCGCCGGUGAUAUACGGACCUGCUGCGCCGGUGGUUUACGAGCAGCCUGUAAUAGUGGAGGAACAGAUCAUCUACGCCGGGGACGGUGGCACGGGCGGGGGCACCGCUGGUGGGAUUAUCAACCGUGCCGGCAAGAAAAGCGCGGCGAUAACGAACGACCACGACACCGCGGGGUACUACAAGUAAACGCCGAGUGAACUACCAGUACGAGAACGACAAAAUGUGGGGAAAAAAAGAUUGAUAUGAAAUUAUACGGCUAGUUACCGAAACAUCUGAACUCGUACUUUCAAACGGACUCCAGAUUUCAGAUGCGAUAUCGCCAGCACACGAGCACGAUUUCUUCAACAUGCUAUAGUACAAAACAAGUAAGCACCACCUGGGCGAUCAUAAGCUGAAGCUCAGUCUUGUGAUUUCGUGCUGGAUACUCAUGAUUCAUGUUUUGGAAGAAGAAAAGUUGUACGAUUAACAUGGAGAGAAGCGCAAGGUAGAGACCGCUUCCAGCGGCUCAAAGUAAUUUUUCUACUUCGACUUCUACUACAGUAAAACGCUUACUAAGUCAUUGCGCUGGUACUUGUUGGGCGGCGCUCCGUGUUUUUAACAUUAUGUUGACAGUACACACAACCCUUUUUGCGCGGACCUCGAAGCGGAGCCUUCAAGUUCAAUUCCAUCGUAGUUCAACCAUCGGCGGCGGUCCAUUUACUUCUUGAAGUUGAAGUUGUACAACCUAUCCCCAAUGUACAGAAACGAUUUUUCAACAAAGGUUUUCCAAAAAACCGCAUAGGUGGAAGUAGUGACAUGCAGUGCUGCUCUUCAAAAAUCAUAUGAAAUAACUAUCGAAAU
This is a messenger RNA of Amoebophrya sp. A120, 1900 nucleotides long. Lineage: Eukaryota; Dinophyceae; Syndiniales; Amoebophryaceae. The record is from the annotation of a GenBank genome assembly.